CUUCCUCAUAAUCAUCACUAUCUUCCCUCUCUCUAGCAAAAAAGCGCAACAGAAGAAGAAGAAAGGUAACAUUCUCUGAGCCUGCAGCGAUAUUCGCGUACCAUAAGAUUUAUAAGAUAUACGGGCUAAUCAAUCAAUUCACCUAGAACUUUGAUCCGAUUUGCAGACUUCCAGUUGGAGACUCACAUGUGGUGUUCAUUGUUGGCCCAACAGUUUUCGUGAAAGAAGGAACAUCGAUCAAAUAGGACAUUGAUGGAUUAAAGUGCGUGCGUAGAGCGACAGCAGGUUGUGAGGUUUUGAUCAGAUGAAGAGAUUGAUCUCAGUUGAAGGAGAUUGAGAAUCAAUGAAGAGAGAUCAAGAGGUUACAGAUGGGUUUGGAACGAGAGGGCAGAACUGGAGGAAGAUAGCAGGUGAAGGAGAAUGGAAGCUUUCUACGGCCUUGAUUCAGCCGAAACGUCGUCGGAAAACACCACCAGUCAUACCGAGAAAUGCAUUUUCUCCGUCUAGCUCCCAGUCGGAUCACGUUCAUGGCAUGCCUUGUGUGUGUGGCUAUGAUCGGAGCGAACUCAUCCAGGAAAGCAUGAAGUUAUCAGAUCUAGAUGAAGAAAGGGAAGAAGGCGUUACGAGUUCAAAGCGGAAAUUCGAUGAGACCGGAAAGAGCGUGGAGACGACGCCGAUGAGGGAGUACGAAGCAGAACCGGGUGAGCUGGAGUCGACGGCGACUCCGCCGGAAGACGAAGCUACUUCUCUUGAUAAGAAUCUUACGAAAUCAACACCUGAGAAGAUACCGUCCAGAGAGGAACUGGAAGCCUUUUUUUCUGUGGCCGAAAGAAAAAUCCAGAAGCAAUUUGCAGAAAAGUAUAACUUCGACAUUGUGGAAGGCAAACCACUGGAAGGUCAGUACGAGUGGGAUCGGUUACAGCCGUGAAGGCAUCGUCGACAGAAAUCGGCCGUACACCAAGAUCCAAUUACUUCGAAUUCUUAAUUUACUCUUGGCGGCGGCGUCAACAAAGUACUUUCUACGAGUAUUCAUUUAUUUAGGAAGUUGAUUGCCAUUCUUAGGAUUUUCUUUUUUUCAGUUUCUUGUUCGGGUGAUGUAUAUAUAUGGUUAAAAGUCUUAAACUACUUUAUCUCUUUCAAAUUCUUCUAGAGAAAUGAAGAAUUAACCCUUCAUGCAUUCCAAGGUACAUAUCAAUGCAUCCUGUUAUUAUUAUCCAAUGUAUAUAUUAGACAUGUAAUGUGUAUUUAAUUAUGAUCAUUAAUUCAAUAUUUUACGAUUUUAUCCUUUAAGAAUUAAUCCCUUCUUGUCGAGAUGAUCUAAUUUUAAG
Molecule: messenger RNA, 1328 nt
Organism: Cuscuta europaea
Lineage: Eukaryota; Viridiplantae; Streptophyta; Magnoliopsida; Solanales; Convolvulaceae
Source: the annotation of a GenBank genome assembly